Conger conger (European conger) is the source of this 2859-nucleotide messenger RNA. It is a transcript of the gene dnaaf5, whose product is annotated as dynein axonemal assembly factor 5. Bases 21 to 2534 code for a protein of 837 amino acids. Gene Ontology annotation, biological process: outer dynein arm assembly; cilium movement; inner dynein arm assembly. Lineage: Eukaryota; Metazoa; Chordata; Actinopteri; Anguilliformes; Congridae. The record is from RefSeq and is a predicted model, not a curated record. Gene Ontology annotation, molecular function: dynein intermediate chain binding. Gene Ontology annotation, cellular component: cytoplasm. The transcript is spliced from 13 exons.
CGACGAAAGCAGUAGCAACAAUGGCGACAGGAGACGAGCGUGGUGCUGCCGAGGUUUUGCGAGCACUGGCCCGGCACCUAAACUGUCUCAAUGAAGACAGCAAGAAUACCAGAAAACGGGCGCUGGAAUCCAUCAGACGAGAGACAUUUGAGAAAAGUUUGUCAAGCGACGUGCUCCAGGAAGUGUUCGCGUCCAUUCUGAAAUCACUCUUGAAAUGCCUGUCAGAUCCCAUGGAAAGAUGCCGAGAGACAGCCAUUCAAAUGAUUGGUGACUUUAUUCGAAGUGUACCCAAGCCUGAGGACUGUUUGCCCUAUUUAAUACCCGCGUUCACCCAUCGGCUGGGUGGCAAGGAGAUCCUGGAGCCAGCGGAGGAACUGCGGCUGUCGAUGGUGGAGGUUCUUAGCCUGACUGUGGAGGUGUGCGGCAGCCGCCUGGCUCCUUACCUUGAUGACAUGGUGAAGAUACUGCAGAGGACUAUCGUAGACCCUUAUCCAGAGGUCAAGAAGGAGACCUGUAAAUGCACUGUGAACUUCGCCAGAAGUAUACCAGCGCACUUCCACAUGCAGGCGGAGAGUCUGGUGAAGCCGCUGAUGCAAACCGUGUCGCACCAGCACUCCCGCGUUCGCGUGGCGGUCGUCGAGGCCACGGGCGCCGUCAUCCAGUACAGCAGCGGGAAGCCGGUGGACGACGUCCUCUCGCACCUGGCCCAGAGGCUGUUUGACGACUCGCCGCAGGUGAGGAAGGCUGUGACGGCAGUCGUUGGCGGCUGGCUUCUGGACCUGCCGGACAGGUACUCCUUCUUCCACAAGCUGAUCCCUCUCCUGCUGACCAGCCUCACCGACGAGGUCCCGGAGAUCAGGCUCCUGGCAGAGGACCUGUGGAGGCGAACGGGAGCUCAGUGGGAGAAGGAAAACGAACAAGACCUGAAGGACAAGCUGGACUUCCUCCUGGAACCCCCUGCACAUUACCCCCCUGGAGUGGAGAGGCCGGGGCUGGGGUGCCGGGAGCUGGUGUCCAGGAACCUGUCCAAGCUGCUGCCGGCGGUGGGCCGGGACCUGGGGGACUGGCUGGCGGGCACGCGGGCCAAGACGGCGCGGCUCCUGAGCGUGCUCCUGCUGCACUCGGAGGACCACAGCACCCAGCACCUGCAGCCGCUGCUCGCCACCCUGUACCGCGGCUGUGCGGACGGAGAGCCCGCCGUCGUCCAGAGCUGCCUGGAAUCGGCCGAGCUGCUGGGGCGCUUCGUCCACCCCGAGGUCUCCCUGAAGCUGCUGCUGGCGCACGCGGAGAACGCCUCUUCCUCCUCCUCUUCCUCUGCGUCGCUCGCGGUGCUGGCGGCCGUGCUCCGGGGGGGCUCGGGCCACGCCCUGCGACCGCACCUCCUCCGGAUCGGGGACGCCCUCGCCCACCCCGACCUGUGGCACGAGUCCCAGCAGUGUGUGUACGUGCAGGUGUUGGGCUGUGUGCAGGCACUGCUGGGUGUGUGUGAGGGGGACUGUGGGCCCAUCAGCCUCCAGCUGCUGCAGGUCCUGCUGACGGUGAGGAGCCUGUCCACUGAGCCCCAGCUCUGGAGCACGGUGGAGGAAACGACCGGGGCGUUGUGCUCGGAGCUGGGGCUGGCCGGGGAGGCGGAGCUAUACAGACAGCACAUGCCUCAGCUGAUUGGCUGGCUGUCCCAAACCCAGCGCGCCUGGACCAAUCACUCCAUCCAGAGGCUGCAGCUGCAGGUCCUUGUCGUCCAGUCAGGCCCUGUGAUAGGAGAGUUCCUCCCACUGCUCAUGCCCCUGCUGCAGGACUGUGUGCAGCCGAGCAGAGACCCUGAGAUGAGACUUCACCUCUUCACCCUGCUGUCCAAACUGCUGCUGGAUGCCCCCAACACGCUGGACUCACAGGGGAAGUUCAGUGAGCACCUGGAGGUGUUCCUGCGGGAGCUGCUGCUGCCUAACCUGGAGUGGCACGCGGGCCGAACCGCUGCAGCUAUCCGCACCACUGCCCUGUCCUGUCUGUACGCCCUGCUGCAGGGAGGGGGCGUCUCUGCCCAACAGCUGCAGGCAGUGCAGGCUCAGUUAACCCCUCGGGUGCUGGCGGCUCUGGAUGAGGACUCUCAGACCUCCCGCCUGCUGGCCAGCCGGUCCCUCCUCACCCUGCUGAGACUGAUCGGCCCAAACCUGCACCCCGACUGCCUCAACACCAUCUACCCAGAGCUCCUGAAGCGGGCUGAUGACAGCAGUCAGGAGGUGCGCUCGGUGUGUCUGAGUGCUCUGGGCUGCUGGUUCUCCAGUGUGGGGCAGAGCUACGACCGGCAGGUGUGCGGACCUCACCUGCAGCUCCUGUUCCAGCAGCUCCUCCUGCACAUGGACGACCCCGAGGGCAGCGUGCAGGACCACGUGCUGGACGUCCUGAAGGCCGGAAGCUCCGUGCACCCCGAGCUCCUGCGGCAGGAAGUGGAGGCCGUGAGGGACAAACAGCGCAGUCCGUCCCGCUGCGACCAGCUGCUGCAUCACCUCCAGUCCAUCCCCCGGGAUUCCGCCUGACGGCUCUGCAGAAAUCCCCACAGAAAACGGACACCGUCAGCAAUCCACGGAGAUGGAAGCGCAACUCUUAAAACAUGCAUUCAAGAGCGUUGCUUGCCAGUUAUUCAAAUGCUUUAAAUAAUAAUCUAUGCAAAGAUAACAUAAGUGACUUCCAUUUUCCUUCCUUUUUUGUACUGUUAUAUAUUGAUGCUAUUUUUGUUUUUGCUUUUGAUAAAUACCAAGUUGAAAUAAUAAAAUAAUCAUUUCAUUUUAGGAACCAGUGCCUUAAGAUGGAGACUAUGUCCACCAGCCUUUGUACACUGCAAAUAAAUGUAUUGUCUUGUGA